CCCGUCCUGGCGCGGCGCUGCCCCUGCGGGGGGCGGAGGCAGGUUUUCAGGAUGAAUCUGGAAAAACUCAGCAAACCAGAGCUACUGACGCUGUUUAGCAUUCUCGAGGGAGAAUUAGAAGCAAGAGAUCUUGUCAUAGAGGCUUUAAAGGCCCAGCACAGGGACACAUUCAUCGAGGAACGCUAUGGGAAAUACAACAUCAGUGAUCCACUGAUGGCUCUGCAGAGAGACUUUGAGACACUGAAAGAGGGGAACCAUGGUGAAAAGCAGCCAGUAUGCUCCAAUCCUUUGUCUAUUUUGAAAGUGGUGAUGAAACACUGCAAGAAUAUGCAGGAGAGAAUGUUAUCCCAACUGGCUGCUGCAGAAAGCAGGCACAGAAAGGUGAUCCUGGACCUGGAGGAGGAGCGGCAGCGGCACGCGCAGGACACGGCCGAGGGGGACGAUGUCACCUACAUGCUGGAGAAGGAGCGGGAGCGGCUCACCCAGCAGGUGGAGUUUGAAAAGUCCCAAGUGAAGAAGUUUGAGAAGGAGCAGAAGAAGCUGUCGAGCCAGUUGGAGGAGGAAAGGGCACGCCACAAGCAACUCUCUUCCAUGCUUGUUGUGGAGUGCAAGAAAGCCACUGCCAAAGCAGCUGAAGAGGGCCAGAAGACAGCAGAGCUGAGCUUGAAAUUGGAAAAGGAGAAGAGUAAGGUGAGUAAACUGGAAGAGGAGCUGGCAGCCAAGAGGAAGCGGGGCUUGCAGAUGGAAGCACAAGUAGAAAAGCAGCUCUCAGAGUUUGACAUUGAAAGAGAGCAGCUGAAGGCUAAGCUGAACAGAGAAGAAAACCGUACGAAAGCACUCAAAGAAGAGGUGGAAUGUCUGAAGAAAGCCCUGAAGGAGCUGGAGGCUUCCUGCCAGGAGCACAGUCCCCCCAAGGCCGUGCAUCCCAGCCCCUCGGUGACGUCCAGGGGGGUCACAACCGACAGCCCCCCAGUGAAGUCAGUGUCCUGCCAGACCGAGGGCCCGCAGGCAGAGCGAGCAGCCCCUGCCAGCGCCAGCAGAGCUGCCCACGCCGUGUGUGCCAGCCCCUGUGCCCCCGCUCACUCCUAUGCAAAGUCCAACGGGCAUUGUGACACGGACGGGCAGGCGGCUGGGGACACGAAUGCUGCAGAGAGCCCAGCUCACAGGGAGAAGCCUGCCGCAGCCCCCGAGGGUGCCGUGGAGAACGGGAGCUCCCCUGCGAGAACAGAGUCCCCGGUGCACCAGCUGCCCUCCGCGGCGGCGUCCCUGUCCCCCAGCAGCACAGCUGCCUCCUCCCUCACCCCGUCUCCCUGCUCCUCCCCGGUGCUGGCCAAGCGCCUGGUGGGAGCCUCUGCCGGCAGCCCUGGCUACCAGUCCUCCUACCAGGUGGGCAUCAACCAGCGCUUCCACGCGGCCAGGCACAAGUUCCAGUCCCAGGCCGAGCAGGAGCAGCAGCCAGGGGGCCUGCAGAGCCCCCCGUCCCGGGACCUGUCCCCCACCCUGGCCGACAACUCGGCUGCCAAGCAGCUGGCGCGCAACACGGUGACGCAGGUGCUGUCCCGGUUCACCAGCCAGCAGGGCCCCAUCAAGCCCGUGUCCCCCAACAGCUCGCCCUUCGGCACGGACUACCGCAGCCUGGCCGGCGCCGGCAGCCCCAGGGCCGAGGCCGGGCACUGCCCCAGCCCCGCCAAGGUCUCCAGCCCGCUCAGCCCCUUGUCUCCGGGGAUCAAGUCCCCCACCAUUCCCCGGGCAGAGAGGGGGAACCCCCCGCCCAUCCCUCCCAAGAAGCCCGGCCUGGCUCAGUCGCCCGCCGCUGCUGCUGCUCCCCUCGGCAAGGGCUCCUCCCUGGGCGCCCCCGGGGACGUGGCCAGCAGCUGCUCCAGCAGCACCGUCCUGUCAAAUGGCAAGGACCUGGAGAUCCUCCUGCCAAGCAGCAGCUAGUCUCCAGAAAACGGGAAUGUGACAUUCCACAGCUUAGCUUACCCUGCAGCUAAGACACUGUUUUUCCACUCCAUGUUAUUUAUUUCCAUAGUAGCAGAUUCUGUCUGUAUAAAGCAUUUAGUAUAUUUUUUUUUCCUUUUUUAAUAGGUAGGAAAAUAUUUUUGUUUAUGAAGAAACCUUAACUACAGCUAUACAGUAGCCUCCAAAUGUCUCAUGGCAGCAGUCAGAUCAUUAGAGAUAACAACCAUAAUCAUGUGGUGGGACCUAUCAAGCUCUAAUGGGACUGAAAUGCUACUUUUAAAUUAUGCAGAAAUAAUUUUUGCAGACUUUUUAUUCCAGAUGAACAUUUUAUAAAAGUGCCUGAACUAAGCCUGCAAUAUGAAUGUGAUUCUCGGGAAAAGGUGAGGAGGGGAACAUCUAGCUGCAGAAACAAAUUCUUCUGAGUCCUGAAUGUUGAAACCAACACUGGUUUUCCUUUUAAUUCUUUCCAUUUGCUAAGGUAAGUUAGCAAAUGUGCUACAGAUUCUGCCAGGUGAGCACCAAUCUGGUGCAGCCAGCCAGGCUGUGUCCUUCAGGACACAGCUCCAGCUAUUUGAGGAAGCACACAGGAAUUUCUUGGGAUAAAAUUUAGUUGUGAUAUCAUCCAGAUUACUUCUCUGUCCAUAUAGCUCUUUCUGCUUUCCUGCCAAGAUGCCUGUGUGCCUACAUGGCUCAACUCUGGUUUCUGGUGUAUCACCUGGAAUUUUCAAGCUCUUCAAGCAUUCUACUGUUGUGUGUAGAACUUCUGAGAAAAGGAUCUUUCUGUUCCUUGGCAAAGAUCUCACUAUUACUUGAAAAAGUAACUCAUCCAUCCAGUACAGGUUUUUUGCAACACCUGUAAAUGGGAUCUUCAACUUCAAACAGAAGCAAUAAUUUUGUUCCCCAUCUGUGUCAGUUAAGUCUGACUGACCUGGAUUUUACCCACUAGCUCUGGCUAGCUUUCCUUGGCUGCAAAUAUGGAACCAAAUCAUUGCUGCUGUGGAAUUAAAUAUGUGGAUAUGUGUGUCACACACAUACAUGCUAAACACACAGUGUGUUAGGAAAGUAUUUAUCUCUUCUUGACCUUCUGCCUUAUAUGAAGAAGACAUGGCAAUUCACUGAGAUUUUAAAAAAUUCCUCAGUGAGGAAUUGCCUAAGUUUGAGGCAGAUCUUGUGUGUGGAGAAGUAUUUGGACCCAGGAGAAGCAGGUGGUUCCUGUGCAGAAGUGUUUGCUGCAAGAGAACCAGCAGGCCCAGCACAGUGGUUUUCUGAGUCAUUGUGCUGAGAAGCCCAGGACAAACAGCACAGAUCAGUGGCACAGGCUGAGAGCACACCCCCGAGUUAAUGAUCUCGGUGUCGGACGUGAGCUGAUCCUAAAUUUAGGAACUGGACUGGCUGCUCGGUGCCAUCCAGCGUGGAGCCCUUCCCUGGGCAGCAGCGUGGUGUUUGCACAGCUCCCGGUGCCAGAGACACGUUAUCCUUGGGGAAUUCUCACUGUUCCAUUGGGCAGGGUCCCUCUGUGUGGGGAGGAUCCCUGUGCCACUGAGGGGCAGAGCUGCCCAUUGCAGUGAGGUUCCUUUGGACUCUGGGCCUUUUGUGCUGUGCCAUUGAGGGGCAGAGCUGCCCAUUGCAGUGAGGUUCCUCUGGGCUCUGGGCCUUGGAGCUGUGCCAUGGAGGGGCAGAGAUGUCUGUGCUCAGAGGUUCCCAUGCAGUGAGGUUCCUUUGGGCUCUGGGCCUUUUGUGCUGUGCCAUGGAGGGGCAGAGCUGCCCAUUGCAGUGAGGUUCCUCUGGGCUCUGGGCCUUGGAGCUGUGCCAUGGAGGGGCAGAGAUGUCUGUGCUCAGAGGUUCCCAUGCAGUGAGGUUCCUUUGGGCUCUGGGCCUUUUGUGCUGUGCCAUGGAGGGGCAGAGAUGCCCAUUGCAGUGAGGUUCCUCUGGGCUCUGAGCCUUGGAGCUGUGCCAUUGAGGGGCAGAGCUGCCCCUGCUGAGAGGUUCCCAUGCAAGGAGGUUCCUCUGGGCUCUGGGCCUUGGAGCUGUGCCGUGGAGGGGCAGAGAUGCCCAUUGCAGUGAGGUUCCUCUGGGCUCUGGGCCUUGGAGCUGUGCCAUUGAGGGGCAGAGAUGCCCAUUGCAGUGAGGUUCCUCUGGGCUCUGAGCCUCUCUCUGCAGGACAGGGGGGCUCAGUGCUGCUCGGGGGUGGCUGCUGCUGGAGUGACCCCACGCAGCCAGGGCAGGGCUUUAGAGGCUUGCACAGACCUUUUGGGCAGUGGUAUUACGGGCUGUUGUUCCUAAUCCCAUGGAACAGUCUGUGCAUUAACAGCGGGGACACAGAGGCAGCCAGAGCUGAAUGGGCAGGGGCUCUUUUGGAAGCACGUUUAUUACUUUAUUAACUAAGUGUCCACAGCGGAUUUUUUAGCUCUUGCUGAGAGUGAAAGUAAAAAAGGAUGGGCAGGUGGAUUUUGGUCCAUGUAUCCCUUCUGAUUGAAAAGUGAGGCUUUUGUAUACACUGCUUUAAUGAGUUUCUUUACUUUUACAUUAUUCUGACUGGUAUUAUCCCCCUUCUUUAUUGAUAGCUCUAGAGAGAGAAAUACUAUGAUGAAGUCUAAUAGGAAAUGCACUGAGUACUGUUUCUUCUAAAAUAUAAUAUGGGAAGGGGUAUGCAAAAGAAUGUAUUUUUGCUAGUAGACUAACUUCUGAAAGAAACUAAGCACAAGGGAUUGAAAUGGAUCCAACUAAUUCAGUAAGACAUUUAGAGUUAGUAUUUAACUGUUAAUGUAGAUUCUGUGUGAAAGCAACUAAAUAUUUCUUCUCUAACUCACAUGUGUCCUAAGCAGACAUUGUUGCAGAGUUUGUCACUGGCUAAUGGAGUAUAAUGAAGUGCAAAACAUAUAACACUAGUAUUAAUUCAUUAACACUUGUAAAUUUGUAAAGCCAAAUGUACCAAGCUGAAGUCUUUAAUCAUUUUUAUAGCUGAUGGCAUUAAACAUGUUAAACAUUCAUAUUAUCAAUAAAGGAUUUUAUUUUUAA
Molecule: messenger RNA, 4980 nt
Organism: Melospiza melodia melodia
Lineage: Eukaryota; Metazoa; Chordata; Aves; Passeriformes; Passerellidae
Gene: CTTNBP2NL
Product: CTTNBP2 N-terminal like
Exons: 5
Coding region: 52-1941 (629 amino acids)
Biological process (GO): protein dephosphorylation
Cellular component (GO): actin cytoskeleton
Molecular function (GO): protein phosphatase 2A binding
Source: RefSeq, a predicted model, not a curated record